This is a messenger RNA of Chenopodium quinoa (quinoa), 939 nucleotides long. RefSeq lists its product as uncharacterized. The record is from RefSeq and is a predicted model, not a curated record. Gene Ontology annotation, cellular component: mitochondrial large ribosomal subunit. The coding region runs from base 125 to 511 and encodes 128 amino acids. The transcript has 3 exons. NCBI's taxonomy places the organism in Eukaryota, Viridiplantae, Streptophyta, Magnoliopsida, Caryophyllales, Amaranthaceae.
UGGUUACGGUCAUAUUAGUAUCACUAGUAUCAAGAGGAACUUGCAGACCCCAAUAGUAUCAAGAGUGAACGGAGGAAGAUAAGAGGAGAGAAGAGAGAAGAGAGAGAAAUUCAGAAAAUUGAGAAUGUUGAAGUUCCUGUCAAAGGUGAAGCUAGAGUUCAACGCACUGGACUCCCGUGCAGGUGCGUGCAUGGAGUUCUUAGCCCAGUGUAGCGCGGGAAAAGCCAGAGACUCAAACCCCAGUUGCCAAGUCGAAGUUAAGCGUCGCACCGAUGAUCACCCUCCUCAAAUCAAGGUCACCUUCGUCAAUGGCGUUGAGGAAGUUUUCGACGCUUCUAAAACCUCUGCUCAAUCCAUUCGUACUCUCAUUCUCGAUAAAGGUCAGUACCUUGAAACUGAGCAGAUGUUUCGAGAUGGUGGUCAAGGUUGGCCUGUCAUUAUUCCUGAGGAAGAGCUUCGUGAACCUACUCCUAGUAUUAAGCCUAGAAAAGCAGAAGACAAAAAGCAAUAAUUGCCCCUUCUUGAAAAGCUAGCUAUGUCACAAAGAGAAAGCCCGAUGAGAGCAGGCAAUCACAUUGCAUAGCACUUUAGCACAGAGGAAAUCGGCUUGAAGCCCAAGAAAUAGCUUUUCAAGAUGGUCAAGUUUUUGAGAAUUAUUAUUUGUAUGAAUGGGAAUGUACGCUCUGGUGCCUGACUGAUAAGUGAUUAAGUGCAACAAUCAUGCAUUCACUUUACUGCAAUAGUAUUUCGUGUCAAUGGUCGUAUAAUCUUAUUUUACCUUUUCUCCUUUUACUACAAGUAUUAUAAAAAAAAAUUUGUUAGUUUUCUCCUUUUAUUUUUGACACUAUUCACAUGCAAUUCUGUGUUCAUCUUUUGUAUUUUAUGCACAAGAAAAACUGUACUUGUGGAAUCUUGUUGAAUUAGUCUUAAUAUGUACUU